GCUUCCUUUCAUACCAUCCCGCCAUUGCAUCUCCCUCUCGCUUCCAUCCUUCUGAUUCGCUUGUGGGAUCCCCUGCCUAGCCUUAUCUUCAUGUUCCUGCACAACCCGGUCUGAUCCAUCCAUUCAUCCCUUUCAGCCUACGAUAAGCAACUCAGCCCUGCACUUCCAGGACCUUCCAUCCUACCAACGCACAGCAGCUCUCUCCUUUGAACACCCUCCAGUACCUUGACACCACGUUUCACUCUGCUGCAUACAUCCCUCUAUGACCGACCAUGGCAUCUCCUCCUCGCCUAGGCCGCCAUCCCCGAGCGUGGUGGCCUCAUCUCCCAAACAUAGCUCCCUCCCCAAGAACGUUGUCGUUGGCGUAAGCCAGCUUCGGUCGCCAUCCCCUUCACCAAGCGCACCCCCGCCCCAAGCCUGGGGAGGAUCUAAUAGCAAGAACCGAGAAUUGAACAGCGACCCCCGCUACAAGAAAUAUAUCCAGCUUGUGGAGAGAAACUUGCAGUCGUUCGACAGUGUGAACGAAUGGGCGGAUGUAAAUCCGUUCUUGCUGAAGAUCAUGCGGUCCUUCCAAGCAUAUCCACAGUACACUGUCAUUCCUCGAAGCCUUACUGUGGCAAAGCGGUUGGCGCAGUGCUUGAAUCCAGCACUACCGGCAGGCGUUCAUGGGAAAACACUGGAGGUCUAUGCCUACAUUCUCGAGACAAUUGGCCCCGAUCAAUUAGCGGAGGACAUCACACUUUGGUCCUACGGCUUAUUUCCCUUCCUUCAAUACGCAGCUUUAUCCGUUAAGCCCCAAUUGCUCGACAUAUAUGAAAAGUAUUAUUUGCCGCUGAAAGAUCGACUCAAGCCCUGUUUGAAGAGCUUUAUGAUCGGAUUGCUUCCAGGAUUGGACGAGGAAGGCAGCGAGUUCUUUGACAGAGUCCUUAACAUCAUGGAUAAUCUGCGCAAAGCUGUGGAUGAGACGUUUUUCUUCCAAUGCAUGUGGUUGAUUUUGAUCACAUCUUCGCCACACCGUGGUCCCGCCCUCCAUUAUCUGGGCAGAAGAAUGCCUCUCCUCACUAACACGGAAGAUGUCGCAUUUGUGCUGGGCGAUGAUGCUGGACUCAUGGUUAGAGCUUUCUCAGCGACUGUGGGGGACUCUCAGCUUCUUGUCCAGCGUGCUAUGCUGGACCUCCUAGUGGUCCACUUCCCUAUCAGUAACGGGCUGAUAGAGGACAACGAUCUCAAAGUCCUUGUCAAGGCAGCGGUCGGUGUGGUGCUGCGCAAGGAUAUGUCAUUGAAUCGGAGACUAUAUGCGUGGCUACUAGGGGCACAGGAAGGAAAGAGAAAGGUGUUCGAUGGGCCGGCCAAGACUGCUCUGAUUGUUGGACUUCAGAGCAUAUUACUAUCGGACAGCGAAGAUUUGCAAGAGAGCCAGAAGCCCUAUCGCGUGUUCGUAUCACUUUUGGACGAGUGGGAUAUUGGAUAUCCAGUGAUUCAGGCGGUCUUCUUGGAUGCGCUACUUUCACUGAAGCGACACGUCGAUUCGGGAAACCAUGGAGCCGAGCUCAUUCAAACAGCGACUAUGUGGAUCGACAUGACCGAUCCGUAUCUUAUCUGGAAGAAGCUGUCAGAGGCAAUCUAUGAUAACUUUCCUGCAGAGCCUGGCAAGGAGACGUACGCCCUAGAUCUGGUGAUAUUCUUCCUGAACUCCUUCAAGUUGAACGACGAUGAGAUGCAGCACAUGCAUAUUCCUAUGUUCUUACUCUUCCUUUUAACAAGGAUCCAGGACAUUAUUGCGCAGGAAAAGCUACUCUUGUACGCGAGUCAGGUCAACAGUGCGCUCCAGCUGUGCUUGAUGCUUUUCCGACAUAUACCCGCAUCUGUCUUUGCACCGCUGACACCACAGGUGUUGCAGGCUGCUCAGCCAACACGCGCUCCUAAGUCAAAGCCAUCUACGCCCACGCCCGCAGCAGCACAGAGCAAAGCUGAGAAUGGAGGUAAUCAACAAGGGACAUCCAAGAUUGUAUCAUUUGAGCCAGGAAUGAGCGCCAAGGACUACAUCGAGGAAUUUUACAUGCUUCUCCCUCAAGAGUCGGAUGGUUCAGACGUUUCCACCUCCAAGGAAUACGCGGGAAUCAAGGGUCAGACGUUGACACAGCAGGCGCUCUCGUUUAUUCAAAGCUUUAUCUGCAACGCUUUGGAUGUGUGUAUGAAUGAUAUUACAAAGACACAUACACAGAUAUUGAGGGCAAUGAUCCAAAAGGCCUGUAAAAUCGUGUUGAUUCUCUCCAAGUACCAGGUACCCCCAGCGACUCCCGAGGAUUACUUUUCUGGACUGUGGCUGGAAAAAAUGCGUACAGCCUGCUGCAAGGUGGACGACUUUGCGAUUGUGGAUGCAUUGGUGACAACAAUGGUAGAGCUGACUAUCGAGCUCAAGGUGAUCCAUCCUUCUUUUUUGGAUAACCGAGAACACAUGAGGCCGAUCGUGGACAGGAUCUGGACGUUCUUUGCAGAGGACUAUAUGCACCUGCACCUCCGGGCGUCUCAGCUCAUUUGGAUGCUGCAGGAUGUUACAUCGAUGAGUCACGAAGUGGAGACGGCUAUUGCAUCAUAUCUGGUUUCGGAGAAUACCAAGCUCCGGAUCGAUGCAUUUCAAAAGUUUGGCGUCUUCUGGCGACUGUCAGACGACAUCCAGUACAAUUCUGUCGCGUUUGUGCGACCCAUGAUGCUGAUGCUGGACUCACUGAGCAGUACCAAUCCAUCGAACAGGAGGGCAGGAGAGACCUGGAUCCGGAGCAACCUUAAGUCAUACCCUAGGCUUCUAGAUCCACUCUUGCUUGUCCUUUACGACCAAACCAUUGUGAGAAACAAGUCGGAGGAAACAUUCCAUAACGAAUAUUUCCCAGUUCACUACUACAUUCGAAACUUCAACCAAGCACAGGUCCAGUACGUCUUCAACACGUUACUCACCGUCUUCCGGUUCGGAGGGCUCGGAUUCUUGCGGUCGAUACGGCAGUCCACCAUCCCACUCGAAUUAAUUCCAUCCGUGGCCAAUGUUGUUGAAAUCUCUGAUCCCAAGCUUCCACCUACCUACUUGGAUUGCUUUGUACGAUCAGCACUAAGGUUCAUCGAGAGCGAGCCUGCGAGCGAUUACAAGUCGAUGUUGAGCUUGAACGAGGAAAUCCAUAUGGUGACGGCAGACUUUUUGCACUUCAUUGUCUCCAAGAUCGAUCAUAUUGAACCCAGUCUCCUGACUAUGAUCCACAGGACCGUCAUCAACAAGAUGCUCUACUGCAUCAACCACAGCUGCCUUGAUCUGCAGAGUCGCCUUCUUCACCUUCUUCACGCGACCAUUCUCAUGGGCACUACCCCUGUAAAGAAGGCCAGCCCCCCAAUCCACUCAUCUCAAAAUGCACCCAUGACUCGGGAUGGCUCAGUAUCCACACUGGACGGCGCAGCCGGCGGUAACCAGGUCGCUGUAGACACGAAUGAGAGCCUGUUUCGUGUUAUUGGCUCAUCGCCGCUAUUCGUUAAGACCGUCUUUGACGCGCUCUCCGUCCCCUCAAACCGACCGAUAUUGCAGCACUGGAUGGACUUUUUGAUGUUAGCGCUCCCAUUCUUGACCAACUACUUCCGGCGAGUCCUGCUCCCGGUGAUACAGUGUCUCUGCGAUCAGAUUUUACGGAGUCGAGCCUGCCUAGUCGAGGCAUACUCGGAGCAGCAACGAAGUCUCAAUGGGACCGGAUCGCCUAAUUUGACGGACCAGGAUCUGAUGAUAUUUUUGACAGGAUUGGAGAGGCUAUUGACAUUUAGCUUGGCAGACGCACGUCUCGGAGAAGAAAUCGAUUCUGUUCACAAGCAGGAGUGGAGCGACGGUCUGAGAGGAAAGCCUGGUCUUAUCGCCAAUGUGCUCAGCAUUGAAGUUCACCCUAGCGAUUCUUUCCAGGAGAACAAGGCCAGGGACACAGUUUUGUACAAUAUUGUGGGAAUCAUCCAGAUUUUCGUCGAGCUUUGGUCGGUUUUCGAUCGAAAAAACUUGCCUAGCGUUUCGGAUACCGAGGAUGUGUCUCUUCAAUUUGUCGGCGAGCGUGUUCGGGCAAGGCUGAAGCGCAUCUUGGCAGGGCUAUACAAAUCCUAUCCCUCUGAGGUCACGGAGGCAUUUGUGGAGCUAUUUUUGACAGAAAACCCAAGCGUCUUGGAUUUGGAGAGUCCAAAAUUCGACCCAGACUAUAGGACUCUCGACAUCCUAAGCGUAAUCCCGGGGGCAUCUCCGUUGGCGAUAUUUUUGACAUUGAUGGAGAGCAUUCGUUCAAGAACACAGGGCAUGGCGACCACGCGAUCCAAACGACCAAAUCUGCGCAUCAGUAAAGCUACCGAUAUUGUGCUGCUGCGCUUCCUUGAGAUCUACUGUACAUACCUGCCGUCGGUGGACUCUCUUGUCGACCUUUGGCCGCUGUGUUUGAAUUUCGUACGCGAGUACUUCCCACAGGCAACGACAUACAAAUACGCAUUCCCAUCAUUGCUUCGAAUCAUGACAGUGUUAUGCGACCGUCUCUCGCAUACAACCUACUUUGACGACAAGAAGAUCCGACGGGAUGCCUCGGAACUCUACCUGCGCGUCUUGGACUACUGCAUCCUGACCGCAGGCCGUUCAUUUGACCAGGGCAUCUGGCUCCGCAACCGGAAUCCACAGGACUUUGAGAUUCUAGAGGAGAGUGACGAUUCGAGGGAGUCCACGAGACCUCCAUCGUCAAAUCAGUCGGAGGCGGAGCAGGCUAGGCGCGCAGGAAAGACGAAGGAGGACGUGCUGAUUCAGCAAAUCCUUGUCAGUCUGUGCCAGAUAGUGAUCCCCAAUUUGCGUAGGAUCGUGCAGGAGCAGGACCGCAUCACGUCGGUGAUUACAAGCUUGAUGUACUAUGUGAUAGCUCCGUCGCUGAAAUCGCGCGUGGAGAUCAAUGACUCUUCCGUCGACCUAUUAUGUGAGGUAUCCAAAAUCCCUUUUGUAUAUCGAACUUGGCGCAAGGAAGUGUGGGAGGUGUUUUUGGAUAAUCGGUUUUUCGCUAUGGGACCUGCCGCGGCCAGGAAGUGGCGUGUUUUGAUUCAAACAGCAAUGACUUCUGAAAAAGAGCGAUUGCCUGAGCUGCUUGGUCGGAUAUCGCCUUCGCCUACCAGCGCGCUGUUUACGAGCCGCGAUCAAGAGUCACUGAACAGAGCCCUCAUGUUGCGUCGAUUGUCGUUUGUGAUCUGGUGCGGUAGCGUUGACCAGUAUCUCCCCCAGCUGCCUAACGUCCAAGAGAAACUUGUGGAACUGCUAAAGCUCAGCUCUACGGAGCAGGUGCAUCCUGAGAUAUACUUAUGUCUUCGGGUGCUUUUGUGCCGAAUCUCGAAUCAACAUUUGAACAACUUUUGGCCGGUGCUGCUUACUGAGCUUAUCCAACUGUUCAAUUUGUUCCUGGCGGACGAAAAUGAUCGACCAGAACAGGUUAACCUAUUCUUGUCAGCAUGCAAGUUCCUGGACCUGCUUUUCGUUCUCCAAGAUGGCCAAUACUUUAUCCACCAAUGGAUAUUUAUUUCAGAUGCGAUCCGUAAGACAGUGAUGAACUCGCCCAUGGGCGAAGCCAUGCCUCAUGCGCUAAUGGAUCGACUAGGCAAAAAGUUAUUUGAGGAGGCACCUCUGAACGGCUAUGCAGGCGUUAACGCCACAGCCAUUGCCACUCCUGGCUCCAUUCAUGCGCCAGGUGUAUCACCAGCCCCGACCAUUGCUAGUGAACAGUAUCGCCCUCAGCAAACAUCAGCGCUUUCGGACGACGAUCGAUGGUUGACAGAGAAUGAUAUUCUUGAGCAAAUGUCAUUUGGAUCAACCCGAAACCUCCUCACCACAGGAUCGACCCAGUCGCUGCCGCUUUCAACGACGUCGACAAGUGCGACUACCAUGACAAGUCAGAUGGAUGAACGACGGAAGUCGUCACCUGAGCAGCAACUGCAGCAACAACAGCAGCCGAGGACUUCAGAAAGAGCGCUCAAGAGACCUAUGCUGACGAUGCGUUCGAUUCAGCAUGUACGUGAGCUCGAGUUCUUCAUGACACAUGUUGCUCAGUACGUGUAUCAUACGACCUACACCCUUGCGAAGCCGGACAAGCAGUUUAUAGAGGCGUUGAUCGAACGCGAUAUGCUCGGAGGAAACGGCGUGGAAGAGUAGUAUGUUUACAAUAAACAUGUUUUGUUAAAAACAAAACA
Messenger RNA from Gamsiella multidivaricata, 6222 nucleotides. RefSeq names its product Dopey, N-terminal-domain-containing protein. The record is from RefSeq and is a predicted model, not a curated record. Gene Ontology annotation, cellular component: trans-Golgi network; endosome. The transcript has 21 exons. NCBI's taxonomy places the organism in Eukaryota, Fungi, Mortierellomycota, Mortierellomycetes, Mortierellales, Mortierellaceae. Gene Ontology annotation, biological process: Golgi to endosome transport. Bases 263 to 6184 code for a protein of 1973 amino acids.